Molecule: messenger RNA, 3449 nt
Organism: Trichobilharzia szidati
Lineage: Eukaryota; Metazoa; Platyhelminthes; Trematoda; Strigeidida; Schistosomatidae
Source: the annotation of a GenBank genome assembly
UUGAGCUGCGCGCUUGACUUGAGUUGUAUUCUCGUGGUUGGUUAAACGUUUCGGUUUUUCUUCAUUAAGACCAUUUUCUAUGGUGUCUAUAUAAUAUAAGGCGUCAGCAACUCAAGGUUGAACGUAAAUUCUGGAUUAGCUUUCAAACCUAUCCACAUCUGUGUAUAUAUAUAUGAAUGGAUAUCAGUAUUACAGAGCUGUGUAACGUUUUUGGCCAGCAAGAUGGGAAAGAAAAUUGUCAAAAACAAGUACUAAAGUUGAUUCAGUUCUUAGCUUCAGAAGAAGGCUGGCCAUUGUGUACAUCUGUUCUACUGAAUUCUAACUCUAAUCUGUCAAAUGUAAAUUCACUCCCCGAAGAACAAAAGUCAGCCGUCUUCUUUUUGUGCUGUAGAGCUAUCGAAGAGAGUUUAAAGUCGAAUCUACCAGUUCAACCGAAUGAAGCACCAAAAUUUGCUACUUUUGCUUGUCAGUGGUUAAGAUGUCUUAUUAAUCCUGCUGAUGGAAUCAGAAAACCAAAAUAUUUUGAAGCGAAAGCCGGUCAGUUAAUUAGUUUAGCUAUUGUUCGAUAUUUCCCAAAUCAUUGGUCCUCUUUAUUUGAUGACCUGUUAUCAAUUCUACUGGAAGCGACAGGUAAACAAGCCAGUGAAACAAACAAUUCUGAUGUAGUCGCCGUUGAUCUAUUCCUUGAUAUAUUGAUCGACUUAGACAGUUGUAUCAUUUCAAGAAAUGUUCAACUGACUACUGACGAGUUGAAACGUAGUAAUGAAUUGAAGGAUGCAAUGAGAGAAUCGUGUGUCGGUUCACUUAUUCAUACAUGUUAUCAGUUAAUACAACGUUUUAUCAAUUCAUACCAGUCGAAUGCUUGCUUAAUUCGAAAAAUUCUUCACACAAUCGGUUUAUACGCCUCUUGGGUGGAUUUAUCACUGUUAGCCAAUGCAGAAUGGAUUACAUUGAUGCAUCGAUUACUACAAUUAUCACUUGAUAACAAUCAUCAUCACAAUAAUAAUCAUAGCAAUAAUAAUGAUAGUAAUAAUAAUAAUUCAUCAAAUGCAAUUAUUCGUUGCGGUGUAUACUCCUGUCUGAUAGGUUUUGUGAAUAAAGGUAUGCCAGUAAUUGAUAAACUAAGAUUACUUACUGGUAUUUGGGAACAAUUGGGUUCAGUGUUAAUUAUUGGCGGGGAUCCAAGUAUUAUUAUGAUGUCUUCUACGGCGGCUUCAAUGAAUCAUAAUAAUAAUACAGAAAGGCAUGACAAUGAAGAUUUGAAUGAUGAUCAGUUGGAAGCGUUAACUACACUUGCCAAUCUAAUUGAUGCAAUGGGGAUACAAUUAAUAUCUGUGUACAGAAAUUUAUAUGAUGCAAGUGUUCUAUCAGUCACAAAUUGUAAUCAAACCACCAAUAGUCAAUUUCAAUCCAAUUCUGAUACAACUGCAUUCUUACCAAUAGCAUUAGAAACUUUAGAAGAUCGAUUAAAUAUCGCCCUACGUCUAUUCGAGCAUAAAGAAAGUCAAGUUAGUCAAGCUGUGCUGACAUUUGUUCGUGCGUAUUUAAGCCUGUUAAAAAGUGUUGUCAAUCCCUCCUCAGAAAACAGUAUGAUCUCACCAAGUGGACGUCGCCAGCGUAAUCGUAAUAGUUCUGCUUCAAUGGAACCAACAACAACAACAACACUGUCAAGUUCUACUGGCAUUAUUAACACUCCAAUUUCUGGUCAUUUAGAAAUCAAUGAGUUAAGAUCAUUUUUUGUUAAACGUCUGUUAUACGCUUGUGUGGAUAAAAUGAAGUGUCUACCGAUUUGUGCAGAUCAAGAAGACGAUGAAAGUGAAUACGAAGAAUAUCGUCAUGAUCUGCGCACACUAAUUGGCAAUAUUACUCAAUUAGAUAGCAGAUUUGUAUUGGAUACUAUUCAUCAACUAGUCAGACAUUCUCAUCAUGCACUAAGCUCAUGCGCUGUGAAAAAUAUUCCGCUUACUUCAGAAAAUUUACAACAAAUUGAUGUAACUUUAAAUUUAUUCUACUUAUUUGGAGAAAAUUGUAAGGCUAGUAGAAAUGAUCAUUUCAGUCAAACUUUCCCAUUGCAUCAAAAUAUGAUUGAGAUUAUGUCGAUUCUAUGCACUGAUGUAUUCUCUCGUCUACCGCAUGAAGUGUUACAAUUACAGUAUUUUGAAAUUAUGACUAGAUAUGAACGGUAUUUCACGAUAGUUCCUGAACACCUUUUCAAUGUGAUGAAUGCUUUUGUUGACGAACGUGGCUUACAUCAUCCAUGCAGUAGUGUUCGAGUACGCUGUGCUUAUUUAAUUAGUCGUAUUAUCAAAUCUCACAGAAAAACACUGCUUCCGCAUACAGAAGAAUAUCUUUCCCGAUUGUCCGACUUACUCGAAUUAUCUCUUGAACCAACAGACUGUAAUCUUUUAAACGGUGAAGUAGUAGUGGUCAAUGGACAUACUUCUGCUUCUUCUACUUCUUCUUUUAUGAAUGGACAUAUCAACAACAAGUCAUCUGUUAACCAGACUGGUUUAGGCAUAACAGAACAAGGUUUUCUCUAUGAAGCAGCAGCACAGCUUAUUGCAGGUGGCGGUGGCGGUGGCAGUGGCGUUGGUGGGAAUGUCUCAGAUGACGGUGAUCGUAUUGGACAAUUGUUUCGUGUUCUCCUCACACCUGUUAUGAUUCAAUAUGAUCAAUUUGUUACAAAGUAUAUCACGGAACAAAAUCCGAAAUUAGCUGAAGUACGCGGAGUGCUAGUUAAGCAAGUCACUGAUCUUAUCACAAGAACCACCAAAGUGUUUUCUCAGCCAAAAUCAGUUAUCACUUCAGGUUGUGAAGCUGUCUUAAUCGAUGCAAUGCGACUUAUCAUUUCAGAGUUGUCACGUUUUCCUACAGAAGCGGCUAGUCCAGGACGACAAGCUGCUUGUGCUGGAGUUCGUGCUUUCCUUCAUCGUAUGGUGGCUUGUAUUAUGCCAUCGUCGUCAUCACCAUCACUAUCAUCAUCAUCCGCGCCAGGUGAAUCUGGGAACACCAACAGCUCUGUAACUUCGGAUAUGCUAUUAGCUGCACUUGUAGACGCUGUACCUCAACUGGUUAAACCAUUACGAUCUACUACAAGCUCAUGUUAUAAUGGUGGUGGUAGUCAUCAGUUAUCGGAUAUUAUGGUGGAUGCUGAACAACGUUGGAAAGAAAUCAGAGAUGUUAUACCACUUGUUACACAAGUACUACUCAGAUAUAAGAAUCAAAGUAUUCCAUUCCUAUCAACGUGUCUGCCAGGUCUAUUGGAAGCGAUCAUGAAUGCUUUAAAUGAACCACUUCCAUCAGAUCAGCCAACAUUAAGUGAAGAAAGAAAACUUCUACGUCGUGGUUAUCUCCAGUUAUUACAAAGUAUCUAUCAGUCAGUACCAGAUGUAUUUUCACAGCUUAUUAGUGAAAAUAUUGUACAAGCGUACAUAAGAGCGAACGAUUAG